Messenger RNA from Elephantulus edwardii (Cape elephant shrew), 4505 nucleotides. It is a transcript of the gene ARHGAP35, whose product is annotated as Rho GTPase activating protein 35. NCBI's taxonomy places the organism in Eukaryota, Metazoa, Chordata, Mammalia, Macroscelidea, Macroscelididae. Gene Ontology annotation, biological process: signal transduction. Gene Ontology annotation, molecular function: GTP binding; GTPase activity. The transcript has 6 exons. Bases 1 to 4500 code for a protein of 1499 amino acids. The record is from RefSeq and is a predicted model, not a curated record.
AUGAUGAUGGCAAGAAAGCAAGAUGUCCGCAUUCCCACCUACAACAUCAGCGUGGUGGGAUUGUCCGGGACCGAGAAGGAGAAGGGCCAGUGCGGCAUUGGGAAGUCUUGCCUGUGCAACCGCUUUGUGCGGCCCAGUGCCGAUGAGUUCCACUUGGACCACACCUCUGUCCUUAGCACCAGUGACUUUGGCGGACGCGUGGUCAACAAUGACCACUUCCUCUACUGGGGUGAAGUCGGCCGCUCCCUGGAGGACUGCGUGGAAUGUAAGAUGCACAUCGUGGAGCAGACGGAAUUCAUUGACGAUCAGACUUUCCAGCCUCACCGUAGCACGGCCCUGCAGCCCUACAUCAAGAGGGCGGCAGCCACCAAACUGGCCUCGGCCGAGAAACUCAUGUACUUUUGCACGGACCAGCUGGGGCUGGAGCAGGACUUUGAACAGAAGCAGAUGCCCGACGGGAAGCUGCUGGUGGACGGCUUCCUGCUCGGCAUUGACGUGAGCAGGGGCAUGAACAGGAACUUUGAUGACCAGCUCAAGUUUGUGUCCAACCUCUACAAUCAGCUGGCAAAAACAAAAAAGCCCAUAGUGGUGGUCCUGACCAAGUGUGACGAGGGCGUCGAGCGGUACAUUCGUGAUGCACACACUUUCGCCUUAAGCAAAAAGAACCUUCAGGUCGUGGAGACCUCGGCCCGCUCCAACGUGAACGUGGACCUGGCCUUCAGCACCUUAGUGCAGCUCAUCGAUAAGAGUCGGGGGAAGACGAAGAUCAUUCCUUACUUCGAAGCCCUCAAGCAGCAGAGCCAGCAGAUCGCCACGGCCAAGGACAAGUACGAGUGGCUGGUGAGCCGCAUCGUGAAGAACCACAACGAGAACUGGCUGAGCAUCAGCCGCAAGAUGCAGGCCUCGCCCGAGUACCAGGACUACGUCUACCUGGAGGGGACGCAGAAGGCCAAGAAGCUGUUCCUGCAGCACACCCACCGCCUCAAGCACGAGCACAUCGAACGUCGGCGCAAGCUGUACCUGGCCGCCCUGCCGCUCGCCUUCGAAGCCCUCGUGCCCAACCUGGACGAGAUCGACCACCUCAGCUGCGUAAAAGCCAAAAAGCUCCUGGAGACCAAGCCUGAAUUCCUCAAGUGGUUUGUUGUGCUCGAGGAGACGCCCUGGGACGCCACCAGCCACAUCGACAACAUGGAAAACGAGCGGAUCCCCUUCGACCUGAUGGACACCCUCCCUGCCGAGCAGCUGUACGAGGCCCACUUGGAGAAGCUGAGGAACGAGAGGAAACGAGCCGAGAUGAGGAGGGCGUUUAAAGAGAACCUGGAGACCUCCCCCUUCAUAACACCCGGCAAGCCCUGGGAGGAGGCCCGCAGCUUCAUCAUGAACGAGGACUUCUACCAGUGGCUGGAAGAGGCUGUGUACAUGGAUAUCUACAGCAAACACCAAAAGCAGAUUAUAGACCGGGCCAAGGAGGAGUUCCAGGAGCUGCUGCUCGAGUGCUCUGAGCUCUUCUACGAGCUGGAGCUGGACGCGAAGCCCAGCAAGGAGAAGAUGGGCGUCAUCCAGGACGUCCUGGGGGAGGAGCAGCGCUUCAAAGCUUUGCAGAAGCUCCAGGCUGAGCGCGACGCGCUGAUCCUGAAGCACAUCCACUUCGUGUACCACCCCACCAAGGAGACGUGCCCCAGCUGCCCGGCCUGCGUGGACGCCAAGAUCGAGCACCUGAUCAGCUCGCGCUUCAGCCGCCCGUCCGACCGCAAUCAGAAGAAUUCCCUCUCCGACCCCAAUAUCGACAGGAUCAACUUGGUCAUCUUGGGCAAAGACGGGCUGGCCCGGGAGCUGGCCAACGAAAUCCGAGCCCUCUGUACCAACGAUGACAAGUAUGUGAUUGAUGGCAAGAUGUAUGAGCUUUCCCUGAGGCCCAUCGAGGGGAACGUCCGGCUUCCGGUGAACUCUUUUCAGACACCGACCUUUCAGCCCCACGGCUGCCUCUGUCUCUACAACUCCAAGGAGUCUCUCUCCUAUGUGGUGGAGAGUAUAGAGAAGAGCCGGGAGUCCACCCUGGGCCGACGGGACAACCAUUUGGUCCAUCUCCCCCUGACACUCAUCUUGGUCAACAAGAGAGGCGACACCAGCGGAGAGUCCCUGCACAGCCUGAUCCAGCAAGGCCAGCAGAUAGCCAGCAAACUGCAGUGCGUCUUUCUCGACCCGGCCUCGGCCGGCAUCGGCUACGGCCGCAACAUCAACGAGAAGCAGAUCAGCCAAGUGCUGAAAGGCCUCCUGGACUCGAAGCGGAACCUCAACCUGGUCAGCUCCACCGCCAGCAUCAAGGACCUGGCCGACGUGGACCUGCGCAUCGUCAUGUGCCUGAUGUGCGGCGAUCCCUUCAGUGCCGACGACAUCCUCGUCCCCGUCCUGCAGUCCCAAACCUGUAAGUCGUCCCACUGCGGGAGCAGCAACUCUGUUUUACUUGAACUGCCAAUCGGACCACACAGGAAGCGCAUCGAACUGUCCAUCCUGUCCUACCAUUCCUCGUUUAGCAUCAGGAAAAGCCGGUUGGUUCAUGGGUACAUUGUUUUUUACUCCGCCAAACGUAAGGCCUCGCUGGCCAUGUUACGUGCCUUUCUUUGUGAAGUGCAGGACAUCAUCCCCAUUCAGCUCGUGGCCCUGACUGACGGCGCCGCCGACGUCCUGGACAACGAUCUGAGCCGGGAGCAGCUGACCGAGGGCGAGGAGAUCGCCCAGGAGAUCGACGGCAGGUUCACGAGCAUCCCCUGCAGCCAGCCGCAGCACAAGCUCGAGCUCUUUCACCCCUUCUUCAAAGACGUGGUGGAGAAGAAGAACAUCAUCGAGGCCACACACAUGUACGAUAACGCCGCCGAGGCCUGCAGCACCACGGAGGAGGUGUUCAACUCGCCACGUGCAGGCUCGCCACUCUGCAACUCCAACCUGCAGGAUUCCGAGGAGGACACCGAGCCCCCGUCAUACAGCCUCUUCCGAGAAGACACGCCGCUGCCCUCUCUGUCCAAGGACCAUUCCAAGCUCUCCAUGGAUCUGGAGGGGGACAGUCUGUCUUUCUUCAUGAGCAGCUUGGAGAGUAAACUGAACAACAAAGUACCUCCGCCAGUCAAACCAAAGCCUCCUGUCCAUUUUGACAUCACCAAGGGGGACCUGUCCUAUUUAGAGCAAGGUCACAGAGAUGGACAGAGGAAGUCCGUGUCUUCGAGCACCUGGCUACCUCCAGAUGGGUUUGACCCCUCCGACUAUGCCGAGCCCAUGGAUGCGGUGGUCAAGCCGAGGAACGAAGAAGAGAACAUCUACUCCGUGCCCCACGACAGCACCCAGGGCAAGAUCAUCACCAUCCGGAACAUCAACAAAGCCCAGUCCAACGGCAGCGGCAACGGCUCAGACAGCGAGAUGGACACCAGUUCCCUGGAGCGAGGCCGCAAGGUGUCCAUCGUCUGCAAGCCGGUGCUGUAUAGGACAAGAUGCACCCGCCUCGGGAGGUUUGCGAGCUACCGGACCAGCUUCAGCGUGGGCAGCGACGACGAGCUGGGGCCCAUCCGCAAGAAAGAGGAGGACCAGGCGUCCCAGGGUUAUAAAGGGGACAACGCCGUCAUCCCCUACGAGACGGACGAGGACCCGAGGAGGAGGAAUAUUCUCCGCAGCCUGAGGAGGAACACUAAGAAACCAAAGCCCAAACCCAGGCCCUCCAUUACAAAGGCAACUUGGGAGAGCAACUACUUUGGGGUGCCGCUUACAACCGUCGUGACUCCAGAGAAGCCCAUCCCUAUUUUCAUUGAAAGAUGUAUCGAGUAUAUAGAAGCCACAGGCCUGAGCACAGAAGGCAUCUACCGCGUCAGCGGGAACAAGUCCGAGAUGGAGAGCCUCCAGAGGCAGUUUGAUCAAGACCACAACCUGGACCUGGCCGAGAAAGACUUCACCGUGAACACCGUGGCCGGCGCCAUGAAGAGCUUCUUCUCCGAGCUGCCAGACCCCCUGGUGCCGUACAGCAUGCAGAUCGACCUGGUGGAGGCACACAAAAUCAAUGACCGGGAGCAGAAGUUACACGCCCUCAAGGAGGUGCUCAAGAAAUUCCCGAAGGAAAACCACGAAGUCUUCAAAUACGUCAUCUCUCACCUGAACAAAGUCAGCCACAACAACAAGGUGAAUCUCAUGACCAGCGAGAACCUCUCCAUCUGCUUCUGGCCCACCCUGAUGCGGCCCGACUUUAGCACCAUGGACGCCCUCACGGCCACGCGCACCUACCAGACAAUCAUCGAACUCUUCAUCCAGCAGUGCCCCUUCUUCUUCUACAAUCGGCCCAUCAGCGAGCCCCCCGGCGCCACACCCAGCUCCCCCUCCACCAUGGGGGCCACUGUCCCCUUCCUCACCUCCACCCCCAUCACUGGUCAGCCGUCUCCCCCCCAGUCGCCCCCACCCACCCCUCAGUCCCCGCUGCAGCCCCUGCUGCCCUCCCAGCUGCAGGCCGAGCACACGCUGUGAGCCCC